AUGGAUCCUUUGUCCCAGGCAUCGCUGUCGCCAGGCGACUACUACCUCGGCGGGCUCUCGCCACAGGCACAGGGCUCCUCAGUGGCUAUGCCCGCCGGCGUCAAGCUCGAAUUGCCGCCGGCGGCGCAAGCGCCUACCACCAUGCAACAGCCCGGUCCGGGCCCGGGGCCGCGCAACUACAAGUCCAGGAAGUACCGGCCGUGUGACUUCUGCCGCGCGCGGCAGGUAGCCUGCAAGAUCGAGGUUGCGCCGCCGUGCCAGCUGUGCCAGUCUCACCGGCGCGAAUGCACGUUUGUAGAGCAGCCGAAGAAGAAGCGGCGGCCGCCAGCGGAGAGUGCGGGUGCGCCGGUGGUGGCGGCGGCGUCGUCGUCGCAGGGCUCAGGGUCCAGAGCGGCAACAGGGACUCCAGCUGAGGGGUCCAGGGUGCAUAUCGAACCUCCACAGCUUCCAAUGCUCGCGCAGGACAGCGACAUCUCGGGCCAUCUACACCCCAACUACGUUGCGCAUUUUGACGAGCGCCUGCAUUUUGAGCGCCUGCAUUUUGACGAGCGCCUGUUCGAGCGUCAAAUCGGCCAUGACCAUUUCCUCGACCACCAGCAGCAUCAACAGCAGCACCAUGAGCACCAUCAAGGCUUGGAUCACACCGCGGCAGCUAGCUUUCAGAUGCCGCAUCUCGACGUCCCAUCCCCCGAACGAAGCCUCGACUCACACCCCUCCCGCUCAGCACGCCUCGUCGGCGAGACAGGCGAGACAAACCCCUACCUUUUGAGGAGGUACCACUACGACGAGAACGACGAGUGCACAAUCUCACAAACACAGUACCGCCGAAUCCGCCGCCGCCCAAGCUCCAGCAACCGCCCAACCCCCAAAGACGCACCACCCCCCGUCUUCACCCUCUCCGCCGACAGCACCAGCCUCUCCGCCGAACCCCGCACCGAAGACCACGUCCUCGCGCAGGCGCGCUACGACAUAUCGCAACUCUUCACAUCGGAGCAGUGUUUCCGGCUGCUAGCCCUCUACUUCCGCUUCGUAGAUCCAUACCUCCCGAUCCUCGCUCGCGCCUCCCUCUUCGUCAACGGACUCAUCUCCCGCGUCGCCCUCGACGCCCUCCCCCUCUCCCUCACGGCCGCCCUCUACGCAACCGCCCUCCCCUACACUCCCUACGACGCGCUCCUCGCGCCGUCGCUCGCUCACGCCCCGGAUCCAUCCACGCAACUCUACCGCACCGCGCACCUGGCGCUGACGCAUGAACUCCACAAUCCCCGCCCCGCAACCCUACAAGCUGCGCUCCUCCUCCUCCAUCGUCCCGCGCAACACACCCCCUUCCGCCCCGCCCUCAUCGCAACAGCCGUCUCCCUCGCUCACUCCCGCGGUCUCUCACACGACUCCACAUCCUGGUCUCUCCCCGCGCCCGACCUCGCACUGCGGAAACGGCUAUGGCACGCCGUUUUCAUCACUGAUAAAUGGACUGCCCUGACUCUCGGGACACCUUCCUGCAUCCGCACAGACGAUGCAGACGUCCCUCCCCUCUGGCCCGCGGAUCUGGAACCCGCGCUUGGCCCUGACGACGGCAGCGACGCAUCCACAAAUUUCCGGCUCCUCGCCGACCUCUCUGCCAUCCUGGCGGAUAUCCUAGACUCCUAUUUCUCCGUCCGCGCCACGCAGCGCACCGCCUCCAAUUUCGCUCUAUCCCUCGAUCUCGGGCGCGGCCUGCGCGCGCGCCUCGAUGCGUGGAGCGAGGGGUUGCCGAGGGCGUUGUUUGUGAGGGGCGCGCCGGUUAGGAGGGAGGGAGGGGACGCGGGGUUGUAUUUGGGGUAUUUGGUUGCGAAUAUGACGUUGUUUCGUGGGUUGAUGAGGCCGCUUGAAACGGGGGGUGGAGGGGGGCAGGAGAUGGGGAUGGGGAGUGGGGGGGCGGUGAGGGCUGGGGCGAGGGAGUGUGCGGAGGAGGCGGUGGUGUUUGUGGAGGGGUUGGCGGGGGCGGGGGGGUGGAGGGGGUCCCGCGCCAACUUCGCCAUCGCCUCCGCCUUCCUCACCCAACUCCUCCUAACCGCCUCCACCGAAGCCGAAGGCGCCGAGAUGAGCAACCUCGCCGCAAGAUGGCGGUGGGCUAUGCGCAUGGGCGCGGAGGGUAACGAUAAUGGGGGUGGGUUGAUGGGGAUGGGGUUGGGUGUUGGGUUUGGGUUAGGUUAG
Molecule: messenger RNA, 2190 nt
Organism: Pseudogymnoascus destructans
Lineage: Eukaryota; Fungi; Ascomycota; Leotiomycetes; Thelebolales; Thelebolaceae
Exons: 3
Coding region: 1-2190 (729 amino acids)
Biological process (GO): DNA-templated transcription
Cellular component (GO): nucleus
Molecular function (GO): zinc ion binding; DNA binding; DNA-binding transcription factor activity, RNA polymerase II-specific
Source: RefSeq, a predicted model, not a curated record